Labeo rohita (rohu) is the source of this 11738-nucleotide messenger RNA. RefSeq names its product collagen, type XII, alpha 1b (gene col12a1b). The record is from RefSeq and is a predicted model, not a curated record. Lineage: Eukaryota; Metazoa; Chordata; Actinopteri; Cypriniformes; Cyprinidae. Gene Ontology annotation, molecular function: protein binding.
UCUGAGAUCCUGUGCAUUUGGAAACAGCCUUCACGAGCUGUGGGGUGAUCAGACCCUCCUCUUCAUUUCCAUCUCCAUCACUACAGCAUCACGGAGAACCUCUGCUUUUCUGAACAGACCUUUAAAAACCCAUUUGCAUUUGGGCGAAUUUCCCACCUUCAUUCACCAGUUUUGUGAUGUAUUGAAAGUUUUUGGAAAAUUUGGGGAGUUUGACUGAUUGAUGUUCUGCUGAUACUGGGGUGAAGAUGUCGGUCACGCGUUUGGCAGCGGCCACUCUCCUAACACUCUCAGUACUGACAUCAGUGAGAGCUCAAGUAACGCCUCCGUCAGACUUGAGGUUUAAGAUUUUAAACGAAAACACAGUGCAAAUGAUAUGGAAGCAACCGCUGUCAAGAAUUGAGGGCUUGAGAGUAGUAGUGACAUCGGAUACAGAAGAGCCUAUUAAGGAAUUCACACUUCCUCCAUCCGCAACCAAAACCUCCAUCAGAGAUUUGACCCCCGAUGUGGAUUACGUUGUUACGAUAAUUUCAUAUUCUGGAACGGAGGAGAGUAUACCAAUCUCUGGUCAAAUUACAAUCCAAUCAAGUGGUUUUGAAGGAGGUACCAGAAAACCUCAGGUCUCUGAUGCAGUCAAAUGCUCACCAAGUGCCAUUGCUGACCUUGUGUUCCUUGUGGAUGGCUCUUGGAGUGUCGGACGGGAAAAUUUUAAAUUCAUCCGCAGCUUCAUAGCAGCCAUGGCAGGCGCGUUUGACCUCGGAGAGGACAAGACUAGAGUGGGUGUGGUUCAGUACAGCACGGACACCAGAACUGAGUUUAACCUUAACCAGUAUUACAAAAGACCUGAGCUGCUCCGAGCCAUUAACAGUCUGCCGUACAAGGGUGGCAACACCAUGACAGGGGAAGCCCUGGACUACCUGCUGAAAAACAUGUUCACUGAGGCGACGGGGGCUCGUAAGGGAUUCCCCAGAGUUGCUGUAGUUAUCACAGAUGGGAAAUCUCAGGACCCCGUGGAGGGUUACGCCAAGAGGUUGAAGAACGCUGGAGUGGAAAUCUUUACUUUGGGGAUCAAAGAAGCAGAUGAGGAAGAGCUGAAACAAAUGUCUUCAACACCCUAUAGAACUCACGUGUACACAGUGCCAAACUUCGAUAUGAUCAAAGCUGUGGAGAAAUCACUCAUCACGCAGGUGUGCACCAGUGUGGAUGACCAGCUCAACUCGCUGGCUAGCGGCGAGGAAGUUGUUGAGCCAGCGUCAAACUUGCAUGUCACAGAGGUUGCGUCCAAGUCAAUGCGGGUGACAUGGGAUGCAUCUAUAGGGGAAGUGACUGGUUACAAGGUGCAGAUGGUUCCCAUGCUGGCUGGCAGUAAACGUCAGGAGCUGUACGUUGGGCCGACUCAGACCUCUGUGAAUGUGAGAGACUUGUCCCCUGAUACUGAGUACGAGAUCAGCCUGUUUGCACUCAAAGGUCUGACACCCAGUGAGCCGAUUAUGGGAAUGGAGAAAACCCAGCCUUUGAAAUUAUCGUUAGAAUGUUCUCUCGGUGUGGAUGUACAAGCCGAUGUUGUUCUCCUGGUUGACGGCUCCUACAGUAUUGGACUGGCAAACUUCGCUAAAGUUCGAGCUUUCUUAGAAGUCCUGGUCAACACCUUUGACAUUGGGGCAGACAAGGUUCAAAUCAGCUUGGUCCAGUACAGCAGAGACCCACACACCGAGUUCUACCUAAACACCCACCACGAUCUGAGCGCUGUGGUCAAAGCUGUGAGAACGUUCCCCUACCGCGGCGGCUCCACGAACACCGGCAAAGCUAUGACGUACGUGAGAGAGAGGAUUUUUGUUCCGACCAGAGGCGCUCGUGCGAAUGUACCUCGCGUUAUGAUUCUGAUCACCGAUGGGAAGUCCUCAGAUGCUUUUAAAGACCCGGCAGCUAAGCUUAAGAGCACGGAUGUAGAGAUUUUCGCAGUGGGCGUGAAAGACGCUGUCCGCUCGGAGCUGGAGGCGAUCGCUAAUCCUCCAGCGGAGACCCACGUGUACACCGUGGAGGACUUUGAUGCUUUCCAGAGGAUUUCCAACGAGCUAACCCAGUCCAUCUGUCUGAGAAUUGAGCAAGAGCUCCUGAACAUCAAGAGGAGAAGUCUGGUUGCACCCAAGUCUCUGACCUUCUCAGAGGUGACCUCCAGGAGUUUCCGAGCUACUUGGUCCAUAGAUGCCGUGGAUGUGCAGUCCUAUCUACUGCAAUAUAGACCUGACACUGAUUCAGAUGUAGGCUACAUCUCUGUCUCUGUGCCGGGAGACACCACUACGCUUGUCUUACAUCACCUUACUCCAGUCACAAAAUACGAGGUCAAAGUUUACGCCCAAUAUCAGAAGGGAGAAAGCUUUCCAGUAUCGGACUAUGAGACCACACUUGAAGAACAAGGAUCCGUGAACAACCUGAGGGUGUCUGAAGAGACCACCAGCAGUUUCCGUGUCUCAUGGGGGGCGGCUCCAGGUCCAGUAGUGCGGUACAGACUCACAUAUGUCCCGGUCCAAGGGGAUAGUGGGUUGCUAGAAACUGCAACAGAUGGCCCUGAGACCACCAUUAUUCUGCAGCAACUUUACCCAGUUACUACCUACCGUGUCUCUGUGGCAGCUGAAUACCCAUCAGGAGUUGGACCUCAGAUGCGGAUUGAUGGAACAACGAAAGAAGAACGUGGCUCACCGAGAGACCUGCGUGUUUCGGACGAGACCGUGUCGUCCAUGCAGCUGUCGUGGGCUGCGGCGCCAGGAAGAGUUUCACAGUAUCGCGUGUUCUACCAGCCCACGGAAGGUGGUGAGAUGAAGGAAGUGACGGUUAAGGGGGACACCACAGCAACCUUGCUAAAGAAUCUCCAACCAGGCACAGAGUACCAGCUGGCUGUGAGGGCACGCUACGCCUCUGGCUUAGGAGAGCCACUGCAGGGCACAGGAACCACACUAGAAGAGUUGGGCUCACCGAGAGACUUGAUAACCAGCGAUGUGACGGACACCAGUUUCAUGGCGUCAUGGACGGCAGCUCCAGGACGAGUGAGGCAGUAUCGUGUUCGCUGGAGGUCUCUGUUCUCUGAGGAGUCUGGGGAGAAGAUGGUGCCUGGGGAUGUGACCAGUGCGCUGUUGGAAAACCUCACCCCUGAAACACGCUACCAGGUGUCUGUGUUCGCGUCAUAUGACAGAGGGAAUGGAGAAGCACUUGUGGGAGAGGAGACCACUGAUGCAUCUGUAUCCGCCAAGGCUUUACUGGUGUUUGACGAAACCGAACGCACCAUGCGCGUGACGUGGAAAGCCGCUCCAGGCCCCGUGGUCAGCUACAGGCUCACGUACGUCCCUGAAGCCGGCGGCAAAGAGAUGACGAUGAAGAUCCCCGCCAACGUCACCAGCACCAUGCUGAGGAAACUGCAGCCCCUGACCACCUACAACAUCAAAGUGCAUCCCAUUUACAAACGAGGAGAAGGAAAAGCAAGGCAAGGAGUAGGAACCACACUGUCACCAUAUAAAGCCCCAAGAAACCUACAGACCUCUGAACCCACCAAAACCAGUUUCCGUGUAACCUGGGAUCCCGCUCCCGGUGAUGUUCGAGGGUACAAAGUCACUUUCCAUCCCAGCGGUAAUGAUAUUGAUCUGGGAGAAUAUCUUGUGGGGCCAUACGACAACACGGUUGUUCUGGAGGAACUCAGAGCUGGAACUAAAUACUCCGUGGCUGUUUUUGGCAUGUUUGAUGGAGGUCAAAGUAUGCCGUUGGCUGGGGAGGAGAAGACCACCCUCUCUGAUGCACCUGAAUCUCCUCCUGUUGAUAUCUUCGGAAAACCAUGUAUAACCACAGCCAAGGCUGAUAUCGUACUGCUGGUUGAUGGAUCCUGGAGUAUCGGCCGCUUGAACUUCAAAACCAUCCGGGAAUUCAUUGGCCGCAUGGUGGGCGUCUUUGACAUUGGCCCUGACAAGGUUCAAAUCGGUUUGGCUCAGUACAGCGGGGAUCCCAAAACCGAGUGGCAUUUGAACGCCCACGCCACCCGUGAAUCCCUGCAGAAUGCUGUGACCAACUUACCCUACAAAGGCGGAAACACAAUGACGGGUAUGGCCUUGAACUACAUCCUCCAGAACAACUUCAAACCAAAUGUGGGUAUGAGACCCGAUUCUCGUAAGAUUGGCGUCCUUAUUACAGACGGCAAAUCUCAAGACGAGAUUAUAGUGAAUUCUCAGAGACUGCGUGACUCGGGCAUUGAGCUCUAUGCCAUCGGUGUGAAAAAUGCAGAUGAAAAUGAGUUGCGAGCCAUUGCCUCUGACCCUGAUGAAAUUCACAUGUACAACGUCAACGACUUCUCCUUCUUGGUUGACAUUGUGGACGACCUCACUGUCAACCUCUGUAAUAGUGUUAAAGGCCCAGGCGGCGGCCCAGGGACGCCCACUGAUCUGGUGACUUCUGAGGUCACACACUACUCCUUCCGCGCUACCUGGAUGCCACCCGACGAGCCAGUGGAGAAGUUCCGUAUCGAGUACGUCCCUGCCGCCGGAGGAAAUACUGAAGUGAUGUUCGUUGAUGGCGAAGAAAACACAGUUGUCCUGGUCAACUUGAACCCCAUGACCGAGUAUAUUGUCAGGGUCUAUGGAGUGAUCGGUGAGGAGAGCAGCGAGCCUUUGAAAGGAACCGAAACCACAUUGCCCCUACCUGGUGUCACCAGCAUGACUGUGUACGACGAGGCCGUGACAUCCAUGCGGGUCAGAUGGGAGCUAGUGAGCGGAGCCAGUGGGUACUUGCUGCAUUACAACAGCAUCAACGCCAGCGUGCCUUCUGGAAAGAUGGAGAUGCGAGUUGCUGCAGAUGUGAACGAUGUCCAGCUAUUGCAGCUGCUUCCAAACACGGCGUAUUCGAUCUCCCUGUUCGCGCUUCACGGAGAGGCAUCCAGUGAACCCUUAAUCGACAGAGGAGUUACUCUGCCUCUGCCUCCAGCGGGUGAGCUGAGAAUCACAGAAGUGACUCACAGCUCCAUGCGUCUCACCUGGGACGCAGCUCCUGGGAACGUCCGCAAAUACAUCAUCACCUACAAGCGAGAGGAUGGAGACCUCAAAGAGGUUGAGGUCAACGGUGACAUCACCACUCUGGUUCUCACCAGCCUCCGCUCUCAGACGGAGUAUGAUGUUGCCGUCACUCCCGUCUACGACGAGGGUCCAGGAAAUCCCAUGCUUGGCAGUGCAGUAACUGAUGUGGUACCUGCGCCCAAGAACUUGAGGUUUUCGGAAGUGGGCCAGACGUCAUUCAGGGCUACAUGGGAGCAUGGAGCACCAGACGUCGAACUGUACCGCGUCGGUUGGACCAAGCAGGGCGAGAACAAGUUCAAAUACGAAAUCCUGAGUCGUGAAGAGACAAGCCACGUUUUGCCAGAUUUAGACCCAGACACAAUGUAUGACGUCACUAUCACAGCCAUCUACCCCGAUGAGUCGGAGAGCGAGGAUCUGAUGGGGAGCCAACGCACAUUGUCAAAGGUCAUUACACCCGUGCCCAGUGGACCACCACAAAACCUUCAAGUGUUCAAUGCCACCACUACAACUCUAACCGUGAAAUGGGAUCAUGCGCCAGGCCCUGUCCAGAACUACAAAGUCACCUACCAACCUGUUGCGGGUGGAAAACCGCUGUCUGUUCAAGUCGGUGGAAAGAAGAACAGCGUCAUUCUUCAGAAGCUGACCCCUGACACCCCUUAUUCCAUAACUGUGGCUGCCGUCUAUCGCACCGGAGAAAGUAAAGAUAUAUCCGGCCAAGGAAAAACAAAAGCCUUAGGAGGAGUGAGAAACCUGCAGGUUUUGAACCCCACCAUGACCACACUGAAUGUUCGCUGGGAGCCAGCAGAAGGAAAAGUGAAGGAGUAUAAGGUCAUCUACGUGCCUGCGGCUGGCGGUGCCGAAAGCAUGGAGCAGGUAUCAGGAACCACCACCAGCACAGUUCUGAGAGGCCUUCAGUCCGACACGCUUUACACUGUGACCUUAAUUCCUGUUUACGCAGAGGGAGACGGCCAGCGAAUGUCUGAGAAUGGAAAAACAAGGGCUCUGGGUGGUGUGAAGAACCUGAGGGUCACCGACCCAACCAUGACCUCUCUGAAUGUCAAAUGGGACCCCGCGGACGGUGCCGUGCGCCAAUACAAAAUUUUCUUCGUCCCUGCAGCUGGAGGAACUGAGGCAAUGGAACAAGUACCUGGGGCCCAAACAUCUAUAGUUUUAAGAAACCUGCAGCCUGAUACUCCAUACACCGUAUCUGUGGUUCCAGUGUAUCCCGCCACAGAGGGCAGGCGCCAGUCUGAGAAUGGAAGGACAUUGCCUCUUGGAGGUGUUCAAAACCUCCUUCUCAUUAAUCCCACCUUCACAACACUCACUGCCACAUGGGAUGCCGCCGACGGGAACGUGCAGGGUUACAAAGUGUUGUACGUGCCCACCAACGGAGGAACUGAGCUCAUGGAACAAGUGUCUGAGAGCACCACAACAUUAGUGUUGAGUAAACUCCUGCCAGACACCAUGUACACAGUGACUGUUUUGCCAGUGUACGCUGAAGGAGAUGGACCUCAACUCUCUGAGAAGGGAAAGACUAAACCUUUGGGCAGCGUGAGGAACCUACAGGUAACAGAUCCAACUAUCAGCACCUUGAACGUACGCUGGGAGCCGGCAGAAGGCAAUGUGCGGGAAUACAUUGUUAUUUACGUUCCUACCGGAAGCGAAAAUCAGGAAGUGGAUCAAGUUUCUGGAACCACCACCUCCACUGUUCUGAAGAACUUAGAGCCUGACACAUCCUACACUGUGACUUUGGUGCCAGUAUAUCAUGAGAUGGAGGGCAAGCCUCUUUCUGAGAAUGGAAGAACAAGACCGUUGGGUGGAGUUCGCAACCUUCAGGUUACCGAUCCCACCAGCAGCACCCUCAAUGUGCGAUGGGAGCAUGCUGACGGAAACCCUCGCAAUUACAAGGUUUUCUACAUCCCGCAGCCUGGAGACUCUGAGAAGAUGGAACUUGUUUCAGGUGGCACGACAAGCACUGUCCUACGUAAUCUCAAUGCUAACACGGUAUACAAGGUCACAUUGUUGCCUAUGUAUGAAAAUGACGUGGAAGGAAAACGCCAGUCAGAGAAUGGAAAGACAAAGCCAUUGGGAAAUGUGAAGAACCUCCAGGUGACAGAUCCAACUGUGAACUCUUUGAGAGUCCGAUGGGACCCAGCAGAUGGAGAUGUUCGUCAGUACAAUGUCAUCUAUGUCCCUGUUGCUGGUGGCGCUUCAAGCAUGACCCAAGUGUCGGGAAUGUCCACCAAUACUGUUCUGAGAAACCUGCAACCAGACACAGAGUACAGAGUCACCGUAGUACCAGUAUAUCCCGAUGCCGAAGGAAAGAAACAAUCAGAGAAUGGAAAAACAAAGCCUCUGGGUGGAGUUAAGAACCUGCAGGUCACCGAUCCUACAACCAGUUCACUGAAGGUGCGUUGGGAGCCCGCUGAGGGUAACGUCCGGCAGUAUCGAAUCUUCUACGUCCCAGCAAGAGGUGGUGCGGAAGACAUGGAGCAGGUUUCUGGAGGCACCACCAACACCGUCUUGAGGAACCUUCUGUCAGACACGGUCUAUACAGUGACUGUGGUUCCUGUUUAUCCAGAGGGAGAGGGUCUCCGGCAGUCCGAGAAAGGAAAGACACUUCCAAGAGUCCCACCCCGGAAUAUCCAGGUCUACAACCCAACUCCUAACACUCUGAAUGUGCGCUGGGAACCCGCCUCGGGUCAAGUGCAGCAGUACAGGGUCACCUACGCCCCACUGAGCGGCAUCCGACCUCUUGAAUCUGUUCUUGUUCCAGGCAACAUCAACAAUGCUUUCCUGGAUCAGCUCAUCCCGGAUACGCCGUACUCUGUGAAUGUGAUGGCGGUAUAUGCCGACGGUGAAGGCACAGGAAUUGAUGGAAAAGGAAAAACACUACCACGAGCUGGACCCAGGAACAUGAGGGUCUUUGAAACCACCACAAGCACGAUCAGCAUUGGCUGGGAUCACGCUGAGGGUCCCGUACAGCAAUAUAAGAUUGCGUACGCUCCAUUGACGGGAGAUCCCAUCACAGAAUUUACUGUUGUUCCAGGCAACAGAAAUAAUGCUAUCCUUCAAAAUCUGCUCCCUGACACACCAUACAACAUCACAGUUACAGCAGUUUAUCCCGAGGGACCUGGCGGAUCCCUAAACGGAAAUGGAAAAACACUCGGCCUGUUGGCACCUCAGAGCCUGCGUGUCUCCGACGAGUGGUACACUCGCUUCCGUGUGUCCUGGGAUCCGGCUCCAGCUCCAGUCAUGGGAUACAAACUAGUCUAUCAACCAACAGAUAAAGAUGAGUCUUUGGAGGUGUUUGUUGGUGACGUCACCAGCUAUACCCUACAUAACCUGCUUCCCGGCACAACGUAUGAUGUUCAGGUGUACGCCCAAUACGAUAGCGGUGUCAGCAAACCUCUUAUAGGACAAGGAACAACUUUGUACCUCAAUGUGACCAACCUGGAGACGUACAACGUUGGCUACGACAGGUUCUGCAUCAAAUGGACACCCCACCGCGCCGCCACAUCUUACAGAAUCAAGCUGAACCCUCUGGACCCGGCAGCUAAAGGUCAGCAGGAGAUCACCAUCACUGCGGGUCAGACUCAAUACUGUUUCGAUGGUUUGAGUCCGGACUCCCUCUACAACGCCACCGUGUUUGUCCAGACGCCCAAUCUAGAGGGGCCCGGAGUCAGCACCAAAGAACGCACCCUUGUUAAACCCACACCUGUUCCAACAAAACCACCCACUCCUCCUCCACCACCCACUAUUCCACCCGGCUGGGCAGUAUGCAAGGGAGCAAAGGCAGAUGUAGUUUUCCUCAUCGAUGGCUCCUGGAGUAUCGGAGAUGAUAGUUUUAGCAAAGUGGUCCAGUUUGUCUUCAGUGUCGUUGGCGCCUUUGAUGUCAUCAGCCCAUCGGGAAUGCAGGUUUCAUUCGUGCAGUACAGUGAUGAUGCAAAGACUGAGUUCAAACUCAACACGUAUAAUGAUAAAGGCACUGCUCUUUCCGCUCUGAAACUCAUCCGCUACAGAGGAGGAAACACCAAGACAGGUGUGGCUCUGAAGCACGUGUACGAGAAGGUCUUCACUCUAGACAGUGGAAUGAGAAGAAACGUACCGAAGGUUGUGGUGGCCGUAACAGAUGGACGUUCUCAGGAUGAAGUGAAGAAGAAUGCUGCCAAGCUACAGCAAGCUGGUUACAGUGUGUUUGUUGUUGGCGUGGCCGACGUGGACUUUGUCGAACUGCAGAACAUUGCCAGCAAACCGAGCGAGCGCCACGUCUUCGUGGUGGACGACUUCGAUGCCUUCUCCACCAUUCAGGACAACCUGGUCACGUUCAUCUGUGAAACCGCAACAUCCACCUGUCCGUUGAUCUACGUAAAUGGAUUCACAUCACCAGGAUUCAGAAUGCUGGAAGCUUUCAAUCUGACUGAGAAGAUGUACGCUAGUACCAAGGGUGUCUCUAUGGAGCCUGGUUCCUUCAACAGCUACACCGCCUACAGGCUCCACAAGAACGCUUUCCUGAACCAGCCCUCAUCGUACGUUCAUCCUGAUGGUCUGCCUCCGACAUACACCAUCAUUUUGAUGUUCCGCCUGUUGCCGGACUCCCCGACCGAGGCCUUCGAUAUCUGGCAGGUGUCAGACAAGAAUUACAAACCUGAGACCGGUUUCACCAUCGACCCAUCCUCGCAAACUGUGUCAUUUUAUAAUAAGGAUACAACAGGAGAGAUCCAACGAGCCACGUUUAAAAACGAUCAAGUCAAGAGGAUUUUCCAUGGAAGCUUCCAUAAGCUCCACAUCCUGGUGUCUCCCAAGAGCGUCAAGCUGAACAUAGACUGCCAGGAAGUGGCUGAGAAGGAGAUUAAACCAGCAGGAAACACAUCGAUGGAUGGAUUUCAAGUGCUUGGAAAGAUGUCCAAAUCUAUUGGAUCUAAAGGAGAAUCUGCAACAUUUCAGCUCCAGAUGUUUGACAUUGUUUGCAGUCUCGGCUGGACCAGCAGGGACAGAUGCUGUGACCUUCCUUCAAUGAGAGAUGAAUCCAAAUGUCCACCUCUUCCCAAUGCCUGCACAUGCACCACAGAGAGUACAGGACUCCAGGGGCCUCAGGGGCCAGUGGGUGCACCUGGAAGCAAAGGACCACGAGGGGAGAGAGGAGAACCUGGUCAAAGUGGUCCGAUGGGCCUACGUGGAGAGAUGGGUUUGCCGGGUCCGAUGGGCCCUCCAGGACCACAGGGCCCUAGUGGGCUCUCCAUCCCCGGCGAGGCUGGUCGUCCAGGUCCAAAAGGGGAUCCAGGCGAUGCUGGCUUACCUGGACAGAAAGGUCCACCAGGACCGGCUGGUGCCAUCGGGCCUAUUGGACCAGCUGGAAUAAGGGGACCCCCAGGGAAGGAGGGGCCAGUGGGACCCAUGGGCCCACAAGGACCAAUGGGACCCCCAGGAGCCCCUGGAAUGCCAGGACCUACUGGAAAGCCUGGAAAGAAUGGAGAUACAGGUGUCCCGGGACCUACUGGGGUUAAAGGAGACAAAGGAGACAGAGGAGACAUCGCAUCCCAGAGCAUGAUGCGCUCUAUUGCCAGACAAGUCUGCGAACAGCUCGUGAACGGACAAAUGGGUCGAUUCAAUGAAGUGCUGAAUCAGAUCCCCAGCAACUAUCACAGCAACAGUCCAGGGCCCAGCGGUCCCCCUGGACCUCCCGGACCCAUGGGACCACGCGGAGAGCCCGGUCGGAUAGGCAGGAAUGGCCUUCCCGGAAGUCCAGGGUUGCCUGGUCAACCGGGAGAACGAGGCCCAGCUGGAGAAAAGGGAGACAGAGGAAGUCCAGGCAUCGGAGAGAAAGGGCAGAGAGGAGUCCCCGGACCACCUGGCCCACCUGGUGAGUCCAGAACCGGUCCUCCCGGUUCAACUGGCCCUGCGGGCAUCCGCGGUCCACCCGGUCGCAAUGGUGUCGCUGGUGUACGUGGUCCACCCGGCCCGCCUGGCUACUGCGACUCCUCUCAGUGUGUCGGUAUCCCGUAUAACGGACAGGGUUACAGAGGUUCAUAAACUUUCUAAACCACCUGUGCUGCUUACACUUUGAAAUCCUGAGAAAAUCACAUGUUAUUGGGCUCUGUGCGGAUAACCAACCACGGAGAUGAUUAAGCGAACACUAUUGAACAAAAGCAAACAAACAAAACAAACAAAUAAAAGCAACAAACAGAGAUUACGAUCUGCGGAUGGGUACUAACAACAACUCACAGCCACGGGCAUCAGUGACGGCAGUCAAAACAACCCGAAAAACAAGCUGCAGUCGGCUGGAGACGCAUGACCAAAACUCGCAAAAACACACCAGCAACCACAACAAAUACUAACCAGGUGGAUCUGUAGCCAAAACAACUGUCAUUUAGCAUGUUAACUCAAAGAGGUUUUGUUUAGCUGUACUUAAACUAAUCAUGCCUAGUAAGUGAAGCCCAGUCCACUAAAAAGCCAUAGUUUUAACCCUCGUAGUGAGCUUGAAUUCAACUGCUUGCAUAAUGCUGACACCAGCGCCUCUUAUUUUACUGCGUGCCUUAAGUGAUCUCACAGACGUUUGCUCAGGGCCAGUUUCUUUUUGUCUUUUUGUUCAUCGGACCCUGGAGGUUUCUCUUCUUCUUCUUUUUUUUUUCUUUUAGUAUGUAUGCACUCAUCUUGCCAGUUUAAUUUCCUAAAGGUUCAUUUCCGUAU